Messenger RNA from Ixodes scapularis (black-legged tick), 5546 nucleotides. RefSeq lists its product as uncharacterized. The record is from RefSeq and is a predicted model, not a curated record. NCBI's taxonomy places the organism in Eukaryota, Metazoa, Arthropoda, Arachnida, Ixodida, Ixodidae. The transcript has 15 exons. Bases 273 to 3779 code for a protein of 1168 amino acids. Gene Ontology annotation, molecular function: poly(ADP-ribose) glycohydrolase activity. Gene Ontology annotation, cellular component: cytoplasm; nucleus. Gene Ontology annotation, biological process: ATP generation from poly-ADP-D-ribose; carbohydrate metabolic process; nucleotide-sugar metabolic process.
AGUCAAAACCAAAACUCCUUGGCUUCGAGGAGGUCGGGUUGGGGCGCCUGAUUGCGGUGGUGGCUUCUCUGCGAUGGACUCGUGAAGGUACGGCCGUACUUGAAGCCUCCGUUGGCAGGGAUCCUUCUCAGAAGAGACGAGGUCGAGAGGGGAGAACUGGUCUGCAGUUCUGUGUUUUGUGCUGCUUACAUAUGCGGACUGCAACGAGAGAAACGAGCGGCUGAUACCCAACCCCCGUCCCAGGGCCCGUCGCAUGUGUGUCCCGGGGUGCGAUGGCGCACGUGCUGCUGCCCUGCGACGUGCCCACGUGGCCCGAGGUGCAGCGCCACCUGGGCCAGCUCAAGUUCGCCCACUCGCCCGAGCAGCUGGUGGCCGACAUGCAGCGCAUCUACGACCUCUGCUGCGUAGGCCUGGAUCCGGAGGAGCUUCCCCGGGAGGAGAUCCGGCUGGACCUGCUCAAGAAGUUCCUCAAGUCCCUGCGGCCGGAGGAGAGCAGGCGCUUCUUCGAGGCCACCCUGCCCGCUCUCAUCUCGGCCGCGCUCAAGCUCAAGCAGCUCAGGCCACACGCGGGAUUCCUCUACUGCCUGCAGCAGCAAGAGGGCAUGUUUGCCCUGGAACGUCCGUUUCUGGCUUCGCUCCUGGCCAACUGUUUCUUCUCCACGUUCCCCAAGCGAAAUCCAAGGACCCACCCGACUCUUCAGGACUUCAACCUGUCAGAGCUCUUCCCUUUCCUCUCCAUGUCCUGCCAGUGUGAAAAACUGAGGAGGCUUUUCGCCUACUUCGACUGCACCUUUCGAGACGAACCGGACGGCGCCGUGUACUUCUGCAGGCAGGUGACGCCGAUCCGGAACCUAAUGUCACUUCCCGAAUGGAUGUGCAGCGACUGCCCUCUGUGUCCUCUGAUGGUCCGCACCAGGGGACUCGUGGAAGAGGCCGAGCCCAUCUUGGUCAAGUCCUACCCUUGUCAUCCAAGCAUUGGUGGAGACGUGCUUAGAGGAAGCUACACAAUGGAAUGCUCAAUGUUCCUGGAUGCCCCCGAGCUUCUGGCUGCAUUGAUUUUUGUGGAGUGCCUGGAGGACAACGAGAGUUUGACUGUCGACGGGCUGCUUGCCUUCGACCCAAGACCUCAAGCAAGCGGGGAGCCAGCCCUUGGUCCCUUCGAGUCUUCAGUCUGCCUCCUGGACUUCAAGAGCUACGCCUCCAACCCAGUGGCGCAGUACGAAGACUCCUCUUUACUACGGGAACUCAACAAAUGCCUGGUCACAUUCCGGCAGUCAGUCAGCCGGAGAAGACCCUCCCCCGUGGGUCGCAGCUCAAGCUCCAGUGCAGCCGGACUGGAACCCUACUAUCAGUCACUGUCCUCUUCCAAGACAUCAUCCUCUCGGAACAGCCUCUACGCGACAGACUCGGCGGACCAACAAAGCGAUGACCUCUUCGUGGACUGCAAGGCGCCCGCGGUGAGCACAAAGAGCGCUACGUCUCCGACGAAAAAAACGGCCAAAAACGACGACACUUCGAAACCGAGCUGCGCCCAAAAGUCGCCGAACACCCAAAAGCCUUCCUUAGUUUCCAUCCUGGGAGCUCUGAAAAAGACGGCCGAUGCCUUGCCCGCGGCACAGCCCUUGGCGCAGCCCGCGGCGGCAUCGGAAACGACACCCAGUGUACAAAGUUCGCGCAAGCCGAUCUCAAAACAUGAAACCGCAAAGAAUAUGAUCUCGGACGAGGGUAGCUGCACCCCGAGGAACGUCGCAAGGAAGGUCGCGACAACCGGUCCGAAGCCCGGUGCCUCAAGACCGCCGCCGGCUUUGAGGAAAGGUCAGAGGUCGAUGAGUUCGACUUCUUCGAAAGGAUCCUUCGACAAGACGAGAAGCUUCGAGAGGAUUCUGGGCGGACGCAUGAUGCAGCCUCCGUCUUCGUCGGCACCGAUGCUCACGCAGGCGGUGCUGUGCGCGCAGAGGCACCCUUCUCCGCGACCCGAAAGAAGAGGCAGUGGAGCUUCGGGCGGCAUGGUCUUUCGGCCCGUCACCAUGUCGCCGGUGCUUUCGCGCAAGAUGGCCUUCAGGCCCACCGCCGAACCACCAAUCGGAGACAAGGGGAAAGAUUGCAGCGUUGGUAGGACUGCGAUAGCGCUGCCUCACUGCACGUUCUCUGCGUUGAAGAGCGGCGGUUCGGAAGAGCGGAAGGAACUAAUAGAGCCCCCUGUUUCGUCGCCGCGGGUACAGCAUUCGGUCGAGUCGUGUCCCGAAGAAGACGUCUGCUGGAGGAUGGAGAGUCUCGAGGAGUCUCCGUGCUCGGAGCUGCCGGACCUGGUGGUGCCCGCGCAGAAGCUGGAGCACGCCACGAGUCAGUGCUCGUUCGAGAGUGUCGCGUCCAGCUGCGCGGAGAUGGAGCGGAGGCGGAGCGGGUCGGGUGCCUCGACGCCCUUUGGAUCUCCCAAAGAACGACUGCAGCUUCCUCGACUGUUAUCUCAGAAGUCGGGCGAGGAGGAUUAUCACACUGCAGAUGAAAGCUUGGGGGACAGCCCCGGAGGAGAGGAAGGCCCGUCUCUGAAGACGAGGACACGCUGCCUCAAGUCCAGAAGGGAGAGGUCUUUCGGGACGCAGAGGAGCGGCUCGAGCGUUCUGUCCUCGCGGCACAUGAGCAGGGAGGACUCGGCCAGCUCAGCAGGGUUCGUCCUCGACUACAGGAGCGACGACGACGACUACCUAUUUUCUUUUCUCAGCAAGCACGAGAGAUACGAAGACUUCCGUCGUCGCAUCAAGCGUCGCAGCCGUCGACUGACCCGGCGCCUGAGCCGUGGCCUGCGCGGCAGCUACUCGAGCGGUAGCAGCGACAUGGACGACAUCCACGAAGACCCCGAGCUGGGCUUCUCCCCGCGGAUGCUGGGGCCCAUCCGAGCCGCCAAUUCGGAGCCCACCCUGUGCGGACGCGGGACCGGGGCCCUUUCGGGGACGCAGGACCUCCCGGCGCUGUCCAUCGCCGCCGAGCUGGUCGUCACGUCUUCGCCGGGGCGGCGCCAGACGCUGGUCAUGACGACGGGCAGGGGACGGCCCAAGGCCUACUCGUUCGACGGCGUCAACCCCAACCUCCCGGUGCCCUUCAAGGCCAAGUUCAGGUACCGCAAAACAUCAGAGGAGAGCAGCAAUCCAGAGUCCCUGGGGAUGACACGACAGGACGCCGAGUUCAUCAAAUCGUGCGCACAUCCGCCGGUAUCACCCGAUCUCUCAGAGAUUUCAAACGACGGAGACAGUCCAGAAGAAGGAGUCCCCGAAAUGAAGAGAGAAGAGAGCGCCGACAUCUUAGCUACUGAACGUCCGCCGAGCUCCACUAGCAGUGAAGAGGACGGCGCAGUGCCCUCGCAGUGUUCCGAACUCCUGCAGCAGUCCCGGGCAGGCAUUCGGCCCAUCGCCACGUGCCGGUGGUCGCGCGAGCACACGGAGGGCACGGGCGAUGCUCAGUUGGAGGCCGUCAUCCAAUGGAUAGCUGCCAGCAUCGCCCGGGUGCCCUGCCUGGUGGUCUACACCGGCGGAGAGCCCAGGCUAGAGCAGCUGGCCAAGGUGGGCUUCAAGGUGGAGGAGCGGCGCUGGACGGUGGGAGACCUGGCGUGCGAGACUCUCCGCUUCUGCCGCAACCGUGUGGCUCUGCACGAGGGCAGGAACAGGGACAAGCUCUGCCCGGGCCUCACCCUCUUCACCCAGCUCUUGGGACAAACCGGACCCGGAACCUUCCAGAGCCACGACUCGCUCGAUGUUAUAGGCUUUCUGCCUGUGACCGACUGAAACCAUGUGCAUCUUAAUGGUGGCCUUUUUUUUAAGGUGAGUCCCAACCUAAUAUUGGUGCUUUCUAUUUGUUCUUGAGUAUAACUAGAACGCCUAUUACGGGUGGUUGUUACCAGCGGUAUAGAGUUCUUCAGAAAAUUGCCUUAUCUGAGCCCUUUCCGACUGCUUAUAUUUGAGGUGCUGUUCAAGUUAAUUGGAAUUUUCCAAUGAUAUUUCUUAUUCAUUCGAAUAAGAGUGCCAAAGGCGUGCUCAACUGACUUGUGGCUGUUUCCAAAGCUAGUGCGAAUUAGUACUAUGGGCUUUAGUUCUUUUCUUUCUGGCUUGUUCUCUUGGUACUUGUAGUUCGAAUUCAAGUAAUUCAUGGCAAUUAUGUAAUAAAAGUAGUAUGUAACACGUAACUACAGUGGUGUUUAGGAUGGUGUAGCACUACUUUUCCGGUAUCGUUAUUAUUUGAGCUGAAAGUUUUGUAAUAUUUGUUUGUCUUUAGAGUGCUGCUCAUUUGAAUUAUAUCAAUCAAGAUAGCAAACAUAUAUUACAUAAAAUAUAUUUAACUUAUCAUUGUUUGCAGUAUGCUCUUUGCAUAGGCACAUAACUUUUUGGUGCUAUUCUAGAAGAAAGAUUACAGUUGUAACAGUGAACACUCGUAAAUAUUUUCUGAUUGAAAGGCAAAGACAGAACUAAUAUAUUUACCAAAGUUGUUUCUCCUAGCAAUUACUUAUAUGUCCUCCAGUCUGUUUAGCUGCGUAAAUAUGUCAUGUUAGUGAGUUAUGAUGAACAUGAUUUACAAUUUACUUCUAGUCAAAAGCUUUUAUGAGGACAAUACAGGGAUACAAAUGUCACAACUAAUAUGAAUCCUGUAUUUGUAAAGACUGCAUGCACCUUGUGAUUCACAAGUAUUUUAACGACAUGAAUUUUGACGAAAUAAUUUUAUAAACUUAUUUUGUUUCAAGUUUUUGCUCUCGAUGCAUUCUUCUUCAGCAGUCUCAGAAAGUUGUCACGUUUACCUUAUGUAGCAUAGCAGAAAAAUCACACUUGAGUGAGUUUUGCGGAGUCAACUUUUUUUUUUCCAUACUUGCUUUUAUGUUGGGAUGUGUUUUUACAUUAAAUACUUUGAUGAAAAUGUACAUUAAUUGAACAACAACAUUUAUAUCUAUUCACGCAAUGUGAAGAUAGUUGAGAAGAUUCUGAAGUGACUGUGAGGCUCUGAUAAAUUUGACAUGUGAUUUGUUGUAUUGAAACCUAUUAGAGAACUGCAACUAUUACAUUGAAUGGAUCCUUGCAGUUAAUUUUAAGGCAAAUUGUUGUUUUCACUCAAGUGGUCUCACUUUAUGCAUAGUUUAGUGUCUUCACGAGUCUUGCACCAUACAUGUUUCACAUAUUUUGGUGUUUCUUUUUUUCAGUUGCACAUGAUGUUUUAAUGAAUGUCUCAGCAGUGAAAAAUGGUAGCAAGUACUGCCUUGCACAAGUUCAGGCAUACGGCUCAUGCUGAGGGGCAAGCGUCUUUCCUUUCACACAUAUAACUUGCAUACGGGCUGCCUGCGCACACGGCAUGUCGUGUCCUAUUUUUUUUUCUGAGAUUCGUUCUCAUCUUGAGUGCCUUAUUUUAUGCAAGUUCGAGAAAUACCCUUUUGCCUCAGUGUUGGAAAAAAAGAAAUGUUUGCACAUGUUCCCAAAGAUGUUGUGUAGUUUUACUGGAGUUUUUUUUAUUCCAGGAAAGAUCUAAAAAGUAUACAAUUAUAUUUUCCAAAUAAACAUUUUUCAGGAGUG